AUGUCUCCGGCACUAAGAGAGCUAUUCUUGAUCCACACGGACAAGAUGUGCCAAAAAUUCAUCCUUGGAUUCAUUGAUGUUAACAGACACAAUAUCGUUGUGCACAACAUAUCUAUCAUGAUCGAUGAUGGUGAUGAUAAGAAGAUCAAGGUCAGUGCCGAAACGGAUUCUCUAUAA
This is a messenger RNA of Aspergillus clavatus NRRL 1, 177 nucleotides long. RefSeq lists its product as uncharacterized. The coding region runs from base 1 to 177 and encodes 58 amino acids. NCBI's taxonomy places the organism in Eukaryota, Fungi, Ascomycota, Eurotiomycetes, Eurotiales, Aspergillaceae. The record is from RefSeq and is a predicted model, not a curated record. The transcript is spliced from 2 exons.